Messenger RNA from Suillus paluster, 2379 nucleotides. RefSeq names its product Pkinase-domain-containing protein. Gene Ontology annotation, biological process: protein phosphorylation; intracellular signal transduction. Gene Ontology annotation, cellular component: cytoplasm. The record is from RefSeq and is a predicted model, not a curated record. Gene Ontology annotation, molecular function: protein serine/threonine kinase activity; ATP binding. Lineage: Eukaryota; Fungi; Basidiomycota; Agaricomycetes; Boletales; Suillaceae. The transcript has 2 exons. Bases 1 to 2379 code for a protein of 792 amino acids.
AUGGAGGACGACGGCUAUCCAAGACUUCCGCGUCGGAAUCGUAGCGAGGAUGACCCAAAGAUGAUUGGACUAUGGAAAGUUGGCAGGACUAUUGGCAAGGGAAGCUCAGGCCGCGUGAGGAUCGCACGACAUUCGAAAACAGGACAAUAUGCCGCAGUCAAGAUCGUGUCCAAAAAUAUCCUCAUGAACUCUGUCAGCAAGCUCGCCGAUUCUGCAGAACACAUGCUUCUCAGCAUCGAGCGCGAAAUCGUAAUCAUGAAGCUCAUUGACCAUCCAAACAUAAUGCGCCUCUAUGACGUAUGGGAGACCUCCAGCGAGCUCUAUCUUAUCCUGGAGUACGUGGAGGGUGGCGAGCUUUUUGACUAUCUGUGUAACAAGGGGCGGCUAUCCACCUUCGAAGCGUUGGGUUAUUUUCAGCAGAUCAUCUCCGCGAUAGACUACUGCCAUCGACUCAACAUCGCACACCGAGAUCUAAAGCCUGAGAACCUUCUCAUGGACCAAAACAAGAACAUCAAGGUCGCAGACUUUGGUAUGGCAGCUUGGCAGGCCAGCUCCAAAAACGGCUUGCUUCAGACGGCGUGUGGAAGCCCUCAUUAUGCGGCUCCGGAGGUUAUAAUGGGGAAGGAGUAUAAUGGACGCGCUUCCGAUAUCUGGUCUUGUGGCGUGAUACUAUUUGCCUUGCUUGUAGGACGCCUUCCUUUCGACGAUGAGGACCUACCAACGCUACUGGACAAAGUCAAGUCAGGAAAGUUCGACAUGCCAUCCGGCAUCGAUCCCUUGGCCAAGGAUCUCAUCACGAAGAUGUUGCAGAAGGACGUUGUAAAGCGUAUCACCAUCCCCGAGAUACUCACACACCCAUUCUACCUUUCCCAAAAGCCAAAGUCUAUCGACGCGAGCACGCCCAGGCUCAACGAUAUAGCAAGACCUCUCUCUGCUUCCGAAGAAAUUGACGGGGACAUCCUCGCGAAUCUCCGCACGCUUUGGCACGGCACAUCCGAGGAGAACAUCAAAGCUAGCCUCAAAAGCUCUGAGCCAAACUGGCAGAAAGGCGUCUACCGACUGCUCACCGAAUAUAGGGACAAACGCCUCGAAAAUUACGAUGAGGAAGAAGAGUUGGCGAACCGGAAAAGACGCAAGAAGAAAUCGACCACGCAUGAACCUCAGGGUAUGAAUUCGUCCCAAGCACUAUAUCUGGCGCGCGCGCCUUCAUUUCUUCCCCCUCGCGCAGCUCCUCCGACUCCGCGUAGGGCAGCUGGUCGCACGCUCCCCCUGCUGCACAGGGAUAAUAGCGACUAUGUACAGCUGGGCGGUCCUCGUAUAACGCUUUGUUCACCGACACCGCCUCGUCCAGGGGCUGAUUUCCGCUCCCCCCUGUCGUCAUAUAUCACAUCUUUAACAUCGCCCUUAUCACCCACGCUCGGUUCUACAAAUCUGCCCGCGAUUGAAGUACCAGAACUCAAGGAUGAUAAGAUGCAGCAUUUCUUCCAGCAAAUUGUGGAGCACCUCAACGCAAUGGAGGCGCGCACUGCAGGCACAUCCCGUCUUGGUCUUGGCACCUCCUCAGCUCCACCUACGCCCGUUAAUACGGAGUUCGGGAAGUGUCAAAAGGGAAACGCUGCGCAGAACAGAGGCUAUUCAUCGCCCCGGGAGAUCAUAACUGACGCAGAUAUGAGACGUGAACGACGAAGCCAAUUUGGGGAGGCCGACAAGGAGAAUCUAUCUCUUGGCGUCAGUGGACCCGGCAUCAUGAAAAAGUCGUCUCUGCGGAGCAACGACGGUGACAGACGCCCUGCACUACGUGUGCAGAUCAUUGAGCCAACGCCAAACAAACUGCGCAAGAAGAGCGGCGGCGACACCCCGGCCGCCGUCUCACCUGCAUUUUCUGACAGCUCAUUCACACUUCCCUCGACCCCGCGACGGCGUUGGCUUGAUAGUGUGUUCAGGUUCAAGCCCGUAACAUACCAGCUUAUGUCCACUCAUGACGCGUUCACAACACGCGAGGAGUGCCGGCGGAUGCUGGUGAACAUGGGCGUUCGCGUGGUGCUUACGCAUGCGGAAAAUGUAGGCAUACUCAAGUGUAGAACGGAUGAGCCGAAGGACCAGUCUGGACUUUUGCCAGUGAUGAAGUCGGUGCGGUUCCGCGUGGAGGUGCAGAGACCGACGCCUGUGCAAAUCGCUACUGGAUAUCAAGUCGCACUACACUUGAUACAGGAGAGGGGCGCGUCGUCGAGCUUUCAGGCGAUUCAUUACAGGUUGAGAAGGAACUGGGAGCUGGACAUUCCGCGAAUGCUGAUGGCACCGACUAGUCCACUUUUCAGCCCCACGGAAACAGACAUGGGAGGAUACGAGUUUGGCGAGAGGUUGGUGUACGCCGAUUAG